This is a messenger RNA of Tetrahymena thermophila SB210, 726 nucleotides long. RefSeq lists its product as hypothetical. The transcript has a single exon. The record is from RefSeq and is a predicted model, not a curated record. Lineage: Eukaryota; Ciliophora; Oligohymenophorea; Hymenostomatida; Tetrahymenidae.
AUGGACUAAUCAGAAUCAAGCGAUAGUACAUAACUUUUAAAAACUAUGACAUUAGAGGAGUUAGAUUUUGAAAGUUUUAGCGAAUAAGCUUUAUUAAACUUAAGAAAAGAGUUAUUACAUUUAGGAGCAGAUUGUGAAUUUUAGAGAGUCUUCAUUAAAGAUUUUGGCUUAAACAAAAUUUAGUUUUAUUUGCAAGAUAGGAAUAGCGAGUUUUAGGAAUUUAAAUUCAUCCUUAAAAAUUGCGAAGUAGGGAGUAUAGAUUAAUUCAAUAAUUGUAAUUAAACUAUUCAAUUAGAAAGAGACUAUAUUUUUAAUGAGAUAAAUGGAAAUCAAUUUUCUAUGGUUAUGUUUAAUGAAGAUACUAAAUAAAUAUAAUUAUGCAUAUAUUCAGCUAUUCAAAAAAUCUUACAUUGUCUGGAGCAUAAUAAAAAACAGUUUAUUUUAAACUCUGAAAUGUAAUAUCAAUCUAUGUAACAUUUCUAGUAAACUUAGUGCUAUGACAGUUUAAGUUAACAAGACAAAUAAAAUUACAAAUUAAAAUACAAUUUUAAAGUCCAACCAUUACUAUAUUGUGAAAAUAUCACAACUUAUUGCUUUUCAUUCUAAAAUGGUGAUUAAUUUGACGAUGAAGAAAUUAAUGAUAUAGAACGUGGGGAGCAAGUAGAUUAUUCUAAAUACUUCGAGUUUAAGAUAGGAAAUAAUUAAUUUGAAUAAAUAAAUAACUGA